Mytilus trossulus (common blue mussel) is the source of this 890-nucleotide messenger RNA. Its product is annotated as fucolectin-like. The transcript has 3 exons. Lineage: Eukaryota; Metazoa; Mollusca; Bivalvia; Mytilida; Mytilidae. The coding region runs from base 39 to 743 and encodes 234 amino acids. The record is from RefSeq and is a predicted model, not a curated record.
UUGCAGAUCUGAACAUUGCAUUACUGAAACCAACAACGAUGUCCUCAAUGUAUGUCCCUGGAGAUUAUAAUUGUUGUCUGUCUGAAUAUGCUGUCGAUGGUAACAUCACAACGUGGGCGUAUCCGGAUAUGGUUUGUGCACAUUCAUCUAAAACUAAUAUCCAACAAGAAUGGUGGGCAGUCGACCUACAAAAUGUUUAUGUCAUCAAAGAAAUAGAAAUUUAUGGACGCACUGAUUGUUGUGGUGACAAUUUAUCAAACUUUGAUGUCGAUGUUAUUAUGCCAACGUGUCCAUGCAAUGGUUGGAAUGAUUUAACAGAUGGAGAUGUAUCGCACUGUCAUUAUCAGACCAGCGCAGUCAGUCCGCGUAUCAGAAUAACUUGUCCUUCUAACACAAGAGGAAGAUUUGUUAGGAUUAAACGCCGUGAUAUGCUGACGUUAGUCAUAUGUGAAGUAAAGGUCAACAGAGAUCCAUUUAGCAGUACCCGACAGUCAGGUUUGUUGAGCAGUGUUGCUGUCUAUGCUCGUGGACAUAUCGGAAACGGAUAUGUAGGUCCUGUCAUAGAAACGUUUGUAUCUCAGAGUAAAAUUCAGUGUACAAGUGUGUGCAUCACGAAGAGUGACUGUUAUGCUGCUGAGUAUGGCAGAAACACAACCAGCUGUACAAUGAAAGGUAAAUGUACGAAUGGAACUCAGACUUCUUUAUUCCAAGACAACAGCACAGAUGUAUUUUGUGUUCUCUAGAACAUGGAUGUUGACCAAUUCUGUAUCCUUACAAUGCCAUAAGUUGUGCAAUUCUUUAACUUAAGUUUGGUAUAUGGACAAUCUGUAACAAUUUAUAAUGUAAAAUAAACUAUCUAUUUCAUUUCGUGUGUUAAAAUAAAUAAAGAU